This is a messenger RNA of Plodia interpunctella (Indianmeal moth), 2172 nucleotides long. RefSeq names its product cytochrome P450 6B5-like. The transcript has a single exon. Gene Ontology annotation, molecular function: oxidoreductase activity, acting on paired donors, with incorporation or reduction of molecular oxygen; heme binding; monooxygenase activity. The record is from RefSeq and is a predicted model, not a curated record. NCBI's taxonomy places the organism in Eukaryota, Metazoa, Arthropoda, Insecta, Lepidoptera, Pyralidae. Bases 65 to 1564 code for a protein of 499 amino acids.
UAUGUAAUGAUCUGCUACAGUAGAAUAUAAUAACUCAAGAAAACAAACGUCUGACAAAGAUAAAAUGUUCCUGUCGAUAAUACUAUUACUUUCAGUGUCAUGUUGGGUGCUCAUAUAUCUAAUAGGGAGAAAUAAUGAAAACUAUUGGAGGAAACGUGGAGUCAAAUUCCAUAAUAAACACAAAGUUGCAGGUAUUUUCGGCGAAGUUUUCACCUCGGACAAACCAAUAUUCAAAGUGGCUGAAAAUAUUUACAAACAAUAUUGCGAUGAACCAGCAGUGGGCCUUGGCGGAUUCCUGACUCCUACGUUACUGGUCAGAGAUGAAACAAAUUUGCAGCAUAUUUUUCAGACCGAUUUCCAGUCGUUCAAUCAUAGGGGAGUCGAAACCAGUAAAGGAGACCUACUGGCUGAUAACCUUUUAUUCAUGCGCGGAAACAGAUGGAAACUAAUGCGUCAAAGUAUGACACCCAUGUUUACCAGCGCAAAACUCAAAAAGAUGUUCUAUAUCAUGGACAAGAGCGGAAAAGAUUUUAUUUCGUACCUAAAACAUAACCCAGAAAGAUUGAAUGGUAAUGCUUAUGAUUCUUUAACAACAUUCUGCUGCGCAGCUAUUGGAGCUUCUGUUUUUGGAGUUGUUUCAGAAUCAGUUUUUGAAUCGCCAUUUUUGAAGGUCGCCAGAAGAGUUGUUAAACAAACAUUCAGGAAUAAUCUGAAAGCCGCAAUUUUAAAUUUUAGUCCUUGGUUGGCUAAAACUUUGAAUAUUAAACUGUUUUCGAAUUACGAAGACUUUUUCAUUGGCGCUGUUAAGAGAAUGAUAAGGCAAAGAGAAAAAGAACACGGACAGUCGCAUGAUUUUGUUGACAUUUGUGUAAAUUUACAAAAAAAUGGUACUUUAAAAGAUCGGGAGACAGGACUGGUGUUGGUACCCACGGAUGAGCUAUUAUCGGGACAAGCUUUCUUCUUCUUCUUAGCCGGUGUUGAACCAAGUGCUACAGCUCUCAUGGCAUGUUUAUUGCAAUUAGGUAAACAUCCUGAUCAUCUAGAGAAACUGCAUAAAGAAAUAGACAUGGUCCAUGAUAAACUUAAUGGAAAACUAACUUUUGAAUCUGUAAUGGAAAUGGAAUAUUUAGACAAAGUGCUAUGUGAGAGUGUAAGAAUACUGCCCCCAGUUGGAUUAUUGGUGAGACAAUGUGUUAAGAAUACUGUUUUGCCUACGGGGAAUAUCAAAAUAGAUGAGGGAACUAAAAUAUUUGCACCAGUGUAUGCAAUGCAUAAUGAUCCUAAAUAUUUUCCGAAUCCAGAUGUAUUUGACCCAGAGAGAUUUGCUUCUGAAUCAACAUAUAACGGCCACAUGUAUAUGCCAUUCGGAAAAGGAAAUAGACUGUGCAUUGGUAACAGAUUUGCCCAACUGCAAGUGAAGACUGGACUGAUAUAUUUUCUCCGUAAUUUCACUGUUAAAACAAUUAUAGAUGGAGAUGAGUUCAAAUAUAAUAAAAAACAAGGACAAGUAAGACCUUGCAAUGCAGAUGUUAAAUUUAUACCAAGAAAAAUAACUGGUUUGUAAUUGCAUAUAACGUUAAACUAGCAUAAAAUCGGUUCCCUAUUUUUAUGUCAUAAUUUAACAUGGCAUACUUUUACUUAUCAUAAUAUUAAUUUGGCAUAAUUAUUUAGGCACAUUUUUUUUACGCAUACCUACCAUAAGCAUAAUAUUUUUAAGCAUAAUAUUCUAAAGCAUAUUGGCGGCGUAUGGGUGGGUGGCCCAAGGGACUCCCCGCCACACCCUAACCCCUGCUACACUAUAGCUUUAUGCAAAUCAAAAUUAUGGUAAAAUAUAUUAUCCUUAUAAUUAUGCUUAUCGAAAAGGUAUGCCAAAAAACAAGUAUGUCAAAAUAUUAUUAUGUCAAAAAAUAUAUGGCUAACUCGUUAUGCUAAAUUAAAUAAGAUUAAACACACGAUAUUAAUGUCUGCAGUUUGCAUAUCCAUAGUGAAAAAGGGUUUAAGUAUUUUAAAAUGAAUUUACAUAUAUAAUUAUAUUAUACACUAUAAUUCAAUUGCAUAUUCUUUAUUGUGUCAUAAAAGACUUUGUAGAAAUAAUGAAACAUGACUAACCAAAAUUAGAUAUUAAUUAAAUAAUAUUUUUUUUGUGUGAUAAAUAAAUGUAUUAUAUUGACA